This is a messenger RNA of Caenorhabditis auriculariae, 1939 nucleotides long. NCBI's taxonomy places the organism in Eukaryota, Metazoa, Nematoda, Chromadorea, Rhabditida, Rhabditidae. The record is from the annotation of a GenBank genome assembly.
AUGCUCCCAAGCUUAUUCCUCUUUUCAUUCCUCUUUUGCACCUGUUGCGGCCAGAAUAACUUCAAUCCGCUCCAAUAUCACCCUCAGAUACACAGCUACGUGCAAUAUUUGGUGAGACUCACGACUUAAAAGUUUAGGUAACUCUGAGAUUUCAGCCUGAUGUUAAAUCCAAAGAAUCUUUAAUCAAGGUUGCUGAAGUUUGCGGAGCUAAUGAGCAGGCAAAGUAAAGAAAACUUUUUGAAUUCAAACAAAACAAUACGUUGAAGGGUGAAAGAAUGUGCGGAUCCGCUGUACAAAAUGGGGGCCAUUUCCGAAGAUACAAACACGCUUGGAUGGGAAGGAUUUUUGUAUCGCACCAAAGCUUACUUCAGCGACGUUUGCGAGUAGGCAUUUUCAUUUUUUAUUUUUCGAGACCAUCUGGAUAAAAUGGGAAGCCACAGUGAGUUUUAAAUACAGAUUUGAUUAUAUCAGCAUUCAAAUUCUUUUCUCUCACGGUUUUCUAGCAACAUUUUUAAAUUUGCGUGAUGAGCUACCAAAAUAAAUUACCAUGUCUAGAUCAUUCCGAAGAGCACUAAUCAAGAAAAACAGCUAGAUUUUUUCUUGAAGUCCUUCAAAGUUUCAGAUGCUGUUUUUCAGAACUUCUAUCAUCGUUGACCGAAACUCACACAAAACUUUUUCCGACCAUAUUCACUAUAUGCGCCGUUAAAUUUCAAAUUUUUAAAAAUGUCUAAACUUUUAGUCAGUGAGUGAAUUUUAUCUUCCUCCUUUUUUCAGCGACUUAGUUCCGCCAGUUGGGCGCACACUAGGUUUCUCUCAAGAUAUAGUUCGAAAACCAUCCAACUUUAAAAUUCUUGACAGGAACCUCCAGAUGAGAGCUCCCUACUGAAACAUUUAUUAUAACUUUCUUGCAGCAACUUUUUCCUAUUCGACGUCUGCAUCGAGCCUUAUAAAGAUGUCUGUUUUACUGCCGACAGCACCCGUUUCAAAUACGAUGCAGCUUUGAAAAUGCUCGACUUUUUGUGUCGAGAUGGCUAUAGUGGUGAGUUUCCAAAAAAACUUAUUUGUCCUAAUGUCUUAUUGAGAAAUGGUGCAAAAUUUGGAAUGUUUCACACGGACGUUGACUAGGGCAGAGAUGAUGCAGUGCCAAGCUGAACUAGUGGCAGACACCAGAAAAAUUUCAGAGACUGGACCAAGUUCUUUGACUCCGCAGAACACGGCUGUUUGCGGGUUACUUUUACUGAAUUUACUGAAAAUCAUUCAUUUUUCAAAGUUAAACAUGAUUCAACUGGUUUUUUUUUCUCGAAAAAGCUCAUAAUUUUCGAAACUUGAGAGGAAUUUUUGAAACAUACAAUUUUGAAAACCGUAUUUUAUUGUCGAACUAUGACCAGAGCGUUUUUUGAUGUAUAAAAUUAAAAACUUGUAAUAAUCCCUCUCAGCAACUUUUCCAUUUUUGAAAACAGAUAACUUAUUUCUUGGUUUAUUAAAGCCUCAACAUGUACUUCAAAACUUGAACAUUCUUACGAAUUGGAAUCAUUUGGGAUUUUAAUAUCGCGCAUCAAGUACUGCGGUCUAUUCUCCAAAAAAACGUUACGGAAUUUCAAGUGAAAUUCUUCGACUGUGAAGAUAUCUUGACAAAUUGAAAAAAAGUUAAACGAGAAAUCAAUUCUGAGCACCUUGAUGAGAAAUCUUAAAGAAUUCACUUUGAUAAGAAAUCAUUGUGUGAUUCAGAGCAAUGCGCAACUACGUAGACUGCGUCAAGUAUCCCAUCCGUUACGAAUGCGGCUACAGAGCUUGGCAACUAGUCCGCGAGCUGAUCGUUCGUCCAACCAAAACGCUUCUUCCAACUUGCAAACUGAACUUCUCUCACCUGACAAACUUCUCCACUGUCUUUCUAAUCACAAUUGCUUUUUUGUUUUUUCAUUAUAAUCAUUUCAACUGA